Messenger RNA from Electrophorus electricus (electric eel), 3480 nucleotides. RefSeq names its product ceramide transporter 1a (gene cert1a). Gene Ontology annotation, molecular function: lipid binding. Gene Ontology annotation, biological process: ER to Golgi ceramide transport. The record is from RefSeq and is a predicted model, not a curated record. NCBI's taxonomy places the organism in Eukaryota, Metazoa, Chordata, Actinopteri, Gymnotiformes, Gymnotidae.
CUGUGAGGUUUUUUGUGGCGACACUGAACUGAAGCCUGCGAAGAGAAGAGUUGAGUUAGUUUUUGGACUCCCUGGGUCUCGUUUCUUCAGCUUCGUCGCACGUAUUCGUCCGUCUUGGCUAGUUAUCGCCGGACCAGCUUACUUUAAGAUUUACAUCAGACUAAAGCGAGCGACUUCCGAUGCUUGCGUUAUUUUGGGGAGGUUUUACAACAUCCAUAGCCUGCUAGAAAUCACUGGCGCGGCGCACGGAGGGCGAGUCUGUCUGGAACAGGCGAGCGGUUUGACGCCUCUGCUCCAUGUCGGAUCCGAAUUCGGAUCAGAGUUCAGACGAAGAUGUGGACCCCGAAUCGGAGCGAGCGGACGAGCUCGGCGGGACCCUUAGUAAAUGGACCAACUACAUCCACGGGUGGCAGGAGCGCUGGCUCGUGCUGAGGAACAACACGCUGAGCUACUACAAGUCUGCGCACGAGCGGCAGUACGGGUGCAGGGGCGCGCUCUGCCUCAGCAAAGCUGUCGUCACACCCCACGAGUUUGAUGAAUGCCGCUUUGACAUCAGCGUGAACGACAGCAUUUGGUACUUAAGGGCCGAAGAUCCUGAACUCCGGCAACAGUGGGUUGAUACCAUCGAACAUCACAAGGCUGAGUCAGGCUAUGGUUCAGAAAGCAGUCUGAAACACCAUGGUUCAACACUGUCACUCAUCUCUGCAACCAGUGGCCUCUCUUCCACCUCUGCGUCAUCCUUCAGGAAGGGCCACAGUCUGCAGGAGAAGGUUGCCGAGAUGGAGACCUUUCGGGACAUUCUGUGCAGACAAGUGGACACGCUACAGACCUACUUCGACAGCUGUGUGAGUGGACACCACAGAGAGGAGCUCCAGAAAGACAAAGUUAAGGACGGCGACGAUGAUGAUGAUGACGAUGAUUCCCCAAUCUCACGAACAGAUGGAGACUACCUACUCGACGACAGCUGCAAGGAAAAAUUAUUCCCCGUGGCCAGUCCCAGAGGACCCGCUGGCAUUGAUUUCAAAGGGGAAGCCAUCGCUUUCAAAGCCACCACUGCAGGGAUCUUCUCCACACUGUCCCACUGCAUCGAGACCAUGGUCAAGCGGGAGGAGCGCUGGCAGAGACGACUGGAGAAAGAAAUGGAGCGAAGGCGACGAGUAGAAGAAUCUUAUAAAUUGGUCUUAAUGGACCUGAACAAAAAGUCUCAAUACGGAGGGCCAGAUUAUGAAGAGGGUCCAAAUAGCCUCAUCAACGAAGACGAGUUCUAUGAUGCUGUCGAGGCAGCAUUGGAUCAGCAGGACAGGAUUGAGGAGGAGUCUGAGAAGUGCCGGAGCCCUCGUCCAGUCGCGCUCAGCCCUGAUUCCGAUUCCUCCGCUGGUACUCACAGAUACUCCACCGAGGUGGAUGAGAUGGUGCACAGUCACAUGACCCACUCAUUACAGGACGUAGGCGGAGACGCCAACUGGCAGCUCAUCACUGAGGAGGGAGACCUGAGGGUGUACAGGAGAGAGGUGGAGGAGAAUGGUGUUGUUUUGGACCCUCUUAAAGCCACUCAUGUGGUUAGUGGGGUCACAGGUCAUGAGGUGUGCCAUUACUUUUGGGACACAACCUUCCGGAGUGACUGGGAGACAAAUGUUGAAAGCUUUACUGUGGCAGAGCCAUUGUCAGACACGGCAGUAAUUAUUUACCAGACUCAAAAGAGGGUGUGGCCUGCUUCCCAAAGAGACAUCCUUUAUCUCUCAGUGAUCCAGCGAAUGCUCUCUGCCAACGAGAGCGAGCCAGAAACGUGGCUCGUUUGCAACUUCUCAGUAGAUCAUGACAGUUAUCCACCCACUAGUAGGUGUAUCCGUGCCAAAAUCAAUGUGGCCAUGAUCUGUCAAACACUAGUCAGUCCACCAAAGGGCAACAAGGAGAUGAUCAGAGACGACAUCCUGUGUAAAAUAACAUAUGUAGCCAAUGUGAAUCCAGGAGGGUGGGCACCAGCGUCGGUCUUACGGGCAGUGGCUAGACGAGAGUAUCCUAAAUUCUUGAAACGUUUCACGUCAUAUGUUCAAGAGAAAACCAGCAGGCAAGCAAUCCUCUUUUAAACAGGGGUCAUCAGUGUCUUUUCUGUUGAACAACAGCUCAGCAUUACAUUGCAAUAUCAGUUAACAAAGCUUAGAAGUUCUUUUGCGUUGUGGUAUCCGCCAGCCUACCAUAAAAGCAUGUAUGCAAGUGGCCUUAUCCAUUCAUAAAACAUCCUAAAUCAUAAUACUGAGGUAGCCUGUUGAACAGCUUAAGAAAACUGCAUUACUCAGAAAUCAUUAAAAGCGAAUGUUAUGACACCGUGUUCUGCGUAUUAGAAAUGUCAUACAGACAGAAAUAAAAUGGGGGGAAAGUAGCUACCUUAUGGUGUGUGGACACUAAAAGACUCUUCCCGAGAGACUGGAACAAGUAUUUCACCAGAAGACCACAGCCUGUGUUGUUUUCAACAGCGAUUACAUGUACUACAUUUUCGGAGUCUUUACUCAUUUUGUGGGGAUAGAUGCUGCUUAUAUUUUGUCUGGUUUGGUUUUAAUAAUUGUUGAAGUGUUUACUUAUGGUAUGGUUAAUGUUUUGUAUUCGUAAUUAUUGCAGAUGGCUAAACUGUUUUGUUCUCUUUAUGAAAAAUAAACACUUUGAACUUGAAAGCCUUAAUGAAAAACCUUCAGUUACAGCUGAGGUGUCUUUCUGGCCUUGAUCUUUAUUGCCUCUUUGUGGUGGCAUUUCUUUGAUUUGAUGGACAGAAAAGGUAAAAAGCUUUUAACUUUUUUUAGUCCUUUUGUAUCCUGUGUCUUGUGUACAAAUGUGAAAGAUAAUGGGUUGAAAAUGACCCUAAUUGUUGCUCAGAUUUCAAGAAUUUCAUUCAGGUUGAAUAAAGUUACAGCAUAGAUUAACUGGUUUGCCAGAGAGACUGAUUUAGGUAAAACGGUCUUAUAAAGGUGGUUUUCCUUGGUAGAACAUUUCACAGAAUUAUAAGGAACUGCUUUCUUUUGCACAUUCACAAUGUGGAUAAGCCUCUUUAUCAUUCCUAAACCAUAAAAUAUUUAUCUAGAAGUGUGGGAGCAAUGUGUAAUCUAUUGGGAUCCGAUGUAAUAAAUUGUCUUUAUUUAGUCAAAUCUUAAAUUGAAAGAAUGAGAAUUGCCUUAUGCAUCUACACCACACAAGAUGGUCCCUUGCUCUGUUCUACCAUUGCUGUAGUCAGCUGACAUUUGCUACAACUACCAGUUAAGUGUUGUAUCUUUGAGAUUUUUCUGCAUUAGAUAUAGAAGGACACAUUUGAAGAGAUUAUACAAAUGUUAUUGUGCUCGUCAAGAGGUAACUGACAUUUGACAGAAUGCAUUUUGGAGAAUUUCAUUUGUAAAUAUGCAGUAAUCUGAUUCUGGUUUGUUUGAUUUAAAAAAAAUGUUUUGUAUAUAAUACUCUGGAAUGAUUAAACUAUAUAAAUGUCUGGAUCAAGAA